UGUACGAAACCAAGUCUACAUAUUUGUUGUGGUGAAAUGAUGGUCACCAUACGAUGUGGAGAACUCGUUACUUAAAACGGCGGAUUGUUUUGAUUUUGUUACUGGGAGGCGGUUUCAUUUUUUUCUUAUCAAGCAAAUUAUCAAAGAAUUCCAAGCUUGUACCGGACGAAUACGAAAUAAAGCAUACAUUGUUAAGACAGCCAUUUGAAUGGCAGCCGAAGGUGUCUGAAGUGCAGCUUGGGGAGGGGAACUCUACAAAGAAACAGAUAUGCAGGAAUUCCGUCCAGGGGAAGAGUCUGAUAGUGGAUGAAAGAGGGUAUGUGUGUAAUCGUACGUCCGUGGAUGCCCGUGGAUGUUGUCAUGUAAAGAGAGGAUCUAGACUGACAUCAAAGCACCGCUGUGAUACUUGCUCCAAGAAUGCUUGUUGUGUUGUGUAUGAAUACUGUGUGGCCUGUUGUCUAAAGCCAGAUAAGAGACCUCUGCUGCAGAAGAUUCUGACAAACGCGAGGGAGGGACUCGACAUUGCCCUGGGCUCUGUGUCUGAUCACUUCGAACUCUGUCUGGCCAAAUGUAGAACAUCGUCCUCGAGUGUUCAACAUGAGAAUUCUUACCGCAAUGCGUUUGCCAAACACUGCUUUGGAGAAAAUCCCCCAGAACUGCAAGCUUUAAUGACAUAACUGAAUGCCUUAAUUGGCAAUGAUUUAUGUGUUGUGAGAAACUUGUGUUAU
Magallana angulata is the source of this 728-nucleotide messenger RNA. Its product is annotated as SREBP regulating gene protein-like. Gene Ontology annotation, biological process: positive regulation of SREBP signaling pathway. NCBI's taxonomy places the organism in Eukaryota, Metazoa, Mollusca, Bivalvia, Ostreida, Ostreidae. The record is from RefSeq and is a predicted model, not a curated record. The transcript has 5 exons. Bases 54 to 677 code for a protein of 207 amino acids.